AUGUAUAUAUAUAUGGAAAAUGAUCUAAAGUUCAUCCGAAAAUACAAUAAUUUAUAUUUUGUCUAUAAAGACCUAACUUACCGGGACACCAAUUGGAUCAAAAAAUGUAACCAGACAUUCCAUGCCGGAAAGCAAGUCGCAGUUUGUGAUCCGGGAGAAUCAAAAUGGCAUGUCCUACCAGGAAACGUCGUCUCCGUAAAAUUAGCGGCUUUUAAUUCAUAUAAAGAAGAAAAACGCGGGGACAAUGAUCCUGAGGGCAAUGAACAAGGAGUUGAACGCCUGAAAACAAUCGAUUUGACAUGCCCAAUAACAGUAAAGAUACCAAAGUCUGAAAUUUCAGUCGAGGUAUUUGAUCGAAUUGCUGCUGCAACUAACACUGAUUCUUUUAUUUUAUUUGAUCAUGCUACAAAGCUAUUUAAUACUCUUAAGAGUUCCACUAUGUCUUUAUUACUUUUACGACAAGUUUUAUAUACAAAUAGCUUCAAACGAGGUUUUGAUUUCAUACUUUAUUUCGAUGUUGCUUUCAUUGAAGCAACCACCCGCUACCUCCUAGACUUUAUACAUUCGCCCAAUAACCCUCUGAGCCGAAGAAAAGUAUUUAAAAGAAAAGUUGCUACAUACUUUAUCAUUUAUAUUGAUAACCAGUUAUUCAUGUUAGAUAACUAUUUGGUUCAGCUCGCUUGGUUAGAAGGCAAAUGCUUUUCUAUUGAUAAAACACAGUGGGACGGUGGGGUUGUCAAGGUCGACAACAGAUCCUUUUCAACAGGUUUGAUAGAAUUUUCUGGUGGCUACCACAAUAAACCCCCGAGUAGCAGGAACCAAUACGAUAUAACAAAGCUUUAUUCAAAAAUGAUUAAAACUCUAAAGAAGCACCCGCCAGACACAACAAAGGAAGCAUUUUGUCUGCGCUAUUGUAAUAAUGAUUUGGGAGACUUGGUGUCUAAAAUUUUUCUUUUUUGUUUCUUUGACUACAAUAUUCUUUUCUGGCAGGCUAGUUGUUGCUUAAGUAAGAUGCUUUGGGUCUGUAGUUUCUGUUAA
Molecule: messenger RNA, 1038 nt
Organism: Phycomyces blakesleeanus NRRL 1555(-)
Lineage: Eukaryota; Fungi; Mucoromycota; Mucoromycetes; Mucorales; Phycomycetaceae
Exons: 6
Coding region: 1-1038 (345 amino acids)
Source: RefSeq, a predicted model, not a curated record